Messenger RNA from Carya illinoinensis, 429 nucleotides. RefSeq names its product late embryogenesis abundant protein 6-like. Gene Ontology annotation, biological process: embryo development ending in seed dormancy. The record is from RefSeq and is a predicted model, not a curated record. NCBI's taxonomy places the organism in Eukaryota, Viridiplantae, Streptophyta, Magnoliopsida, Fagales, Juglandaceae. The coding region runs from base 31 to 342 and encodes 103 amino acids. The transcript has 2 exons.
GUUGUGAAAAAAGACUAGGAGAGUGGAAAAAUGCAGGCUGUGAAGGACAAGCUGCAAGACAUGAACGAUAUGCGAAAGGCCAAAGCUGCAGCAAAGGAAGAAGAGAAGGCUGAAAAAGAUUUAGCAAAGGCCAGAAUGGAGGUUGCUCAUGAGGUAAGACUGGCGAAAGAGGCUGAAGCCGCAAUGGAGCUGCAUGUAGCCAGGGCCGGGGAGAAGGCGGAAAGAGAGGAAGCCAAGCAUGCCCCCAAGAAUCCAAAUGCCAGCGGCGCUGUCGACUCGACGGAGAAGGGUGCUAUGGCAUUUGGUCCAUCUUGCAAGCGGCCUCCUCGUACUAGCGGAUAAAUAUAUUUUUUAUUUCACUUAAAAUAGAUGGUAUUUUUAAUGAGUAAUGUUACUAAUACAUAAAUAUCAUACAAUUGAUUUAAAAAA